Molecule: messenger RNA, 1791 nt
Organism: Exserohilum turcica Et28A
Lineage: Eukaryota; Fungi; Ascomycota; Dothideomycetes; Pleosporales; Pleosporaceae
Product: carbohydrate esterase family 4 protein
Exons: 4
Coding region: 156-1640 (494 amino acids)
Biological process (GO): carbohydrate metabolic process
Molecular function (GO): chitin binding; hydrolase activity, acting on carbon-nitrogen (but not peptide) bonds
Source: RefSeq, a predicted model, not a curated record
CCCCCCCCUUACGUCCUCGUUGACCCGUCACUAGGCCUGCCAUUGUUUCUUUAUUUUUUUUGGCAGCCUGUCCACUCGCUUUUCUCUCUAUCUCUCUUGUUUAUUAGCAGUCCGUCCUAGUCCUUAAUAAUACUGUGUAUUUUUUACAAGCAAACAUGCGCCUUACCGACGUUGCUACCGCCGCACUCGUGGCUCCUCUUGUAGCAGCCCAUGGAGCUGUCCCGGGAGCCCCCAAAGUUUUUGGUCUUCCCAGGGACCUGCAGGCGGAUUUCAAAGGCCCAGUUGCUGCCCGCACACUUCGGCAUCCGGCUGAACCAAGGCAUGGGCUCUUAGAGACUCGUCAGGGAGGUCAGAACGGCCGCUGUGGGCCCAGCUUUGGCAAUGCCAAAUGUGCAGCGGGAUACUGCUGCUCAGGAUCCGGAUAUUGCGGUACCAGCAAGGACCAUUGCCAAGCACCCGACUGCUUGAUUGACUUCGGUCCGGCCUGUGAUGCCAACAAGACACCGGGUGGUGCUAGCACUCGCAACGACGCCCGUCCCCAAAAGGGCAAUGUUGCGUACGGUGGGGCUGGCAUCUAUACCUGUCAAAAAGCGGGAACCGUCGCCAUUACCUACGAUGAUGGGCCCUACAUCUACACGGACCGUGUUCUGGAUCAGUUUGCCUCGUACGGAUUCAAAGCUACCUUUUUCGUUACUGGCAUCAACCUUGGAAAAGGUGCCAUUGACACGACUGCGCAAUGGUCCACCGUCAUCAAGCGCAUGGUCGCAGAGGGCCACCAGGUCGCAUCUCACACUUGGUCGCAUCAAGAUCUUAGCGUCAUCACUGACGCGCAGCGUUACGACCAAAUGGUCAAGAAUGAAAUGGCCAUUAGGAACAUCAUUGGAAAGUACCCGACAUACAUGCGUCCGCCUUACUCGUCCUGCAAUGCCGCAUGCCAGACCGUGAUGAAGAACCUGGGCUACGUCAUCAGCUACUUUGACCUCGACACGGAUGACUACAACCAGCUGUCGACCAUCCAAGUCGCAAAGGAUAACUUCAAGCGUAUCCUCGACGCAACAUCCGGUGGCCCAACCUCUGGAGACCGUCUUGCCAUUGCCCACGACAUUCACGAGCAGACGGCGCUGAACCUCACCGGAUACAUGCUGCAGUACCUGAAGUCCAAGGGCUACCGCGGCGUCACCAUGGGCGAAUGCAUGGGUGAGCCCGAAGCAAACUGGUACCGUACCUCUGGCGAGACGGUUACGCCUCCUCCGUCCAACGGCGGCGGCGGCGGCAACAGUGGCACCCCUGUUUCCAGCGACGGCCAAUGCGGUUCUGGCAAGGGAACGUGCGCCGGUUCGUCCUUUGGAAACUGCUGCUCCCAGUACGGCUGGUGCGGUAGCACUUCUGACCACUGCGGCACGGGCUGCAACUCUGCGUUUGGAACUUGCUCUGGUACGGGCGGAGGCAGUGGUGGUGGUAGCGGCAGCACGCCGGCUCCUGGUAAGCAGGUUUCGACGGAUGGUACGUGCGGAACUCAGGGUGGAGCGACGUGUGCGGGGUCGACGUUUGGCAACUGUUGCUCGCAGUAUGGGUGGUGUGGAAGCACCAGCGGCCACUGUGGUGCGGGCUGUGAUAAGACGUCUGGUACCUGCAAUUAACCAGUUUGCCGUGUAAUUCAGGCUGCAAGAUGUUGUUUCUUAUUCAACUAAAAAGAGAUCAGCAUGAUCAGCGUGUUGUAAUAGUAGUUGUCCAAGAAAAGAAAUGCGUUGUGGUGUCAAUCUGUUGAGCUCUUGUACUCUUGACCGCGUG